CGCGCCACAUCUCAUUAAUGAUCCCCGGCAGCGCGACGAUCACACGGCCGACACGUCCAGCCUAAAACAGCUGAUCGACAACAGAUAACCCGGCGAGGAGAAAAGAAGACGGUGUAGUCUGAGGAUUCUAUUGGUGAAUUUAAACCGACUCAACGCGGGGAGCGUGUAUUAUUAUCAAGAGGAUUAAACUUCCCCCUACUGGAGGGCAAAACAUACCAUGGAGGUCGCAGCGGCUGAUCAGUCUCGGUGGAUGGCGCACCAUCACGCCGUGCUCAACGGCCAGCACCCGGACUCGCACCACCACAGCCUGGGCCACAACUACAUGGAGCCCAUGGCGCCUUUGCUGCCCCAAGACGAGGUAGACAUGUUCCUGAACCACUUGGACUCUCAAGGGAAUCCUUACUACACCAACUCCCGGGCGAGGGUUACCUACAGCCAAGCGCACGCUCGCCUCACUGGGAACCAGGUCUGCCGGCCACACCUCAUCCACAGCCCCGGCAUUCCCUGGCUGGACCCCGGCAAGGCAGCCCUGUCCGCCGCCCACCACCACAACGCAUGGGCGGUGAGUCACUUCAGCAAACCCGGCCUGCACCCGACCAGCUCCGGCUACCCUUGCAGCAGCAACACCGGCACGGCUCCGGUGUCCUCCCUCACGCCGGCGAGCCACUCCAGCCCGCACCUCUACAGCUUCCCCCCUACCCCGCCCAAAGACGUGUCCCCGGACCCGGGCCCCACCUCCCCCACCUCCACGUCGACCAGGAUGGACGAGAAGGAGUCGAUCAAGUACCAAAUGCCGCUGUCGGACAGUAUGAAGAUGGAGAGCUGCAGCCCGCUGCGCGGCGGCUUGGCCUCCAUGAACGGCCAGGCCCAGGCCACGCACCACCCGAUCCCCACCUACCCGGGCUACCCCCUGCACACGCCGCAUGAGUACAGCGGGAGUCUCUUCCACCCUGGUAGUCUGCUCGGCUCGUCGUCCAGCUUCACGCCCAAAUGCAAGAGCAAAGCCCGGUCGAGCUCAGAAUUAUACGCAGAGGGCCGUGAGUGUGUCAAUUGCGGCGCCACCUCCACCCCUCUGUGGCGGCGGGACGGUACCGGCCACUACCUGUGCAACGCCUGCGGACUGUACCACAAGAUGAACGGCCAGAAUCGACCGCUCAUCAAGCCCAAACGCAGACUGUCCGCUGCACGCCGUGCAGGCACCUGCUGUGCAAACUGCCAGACCACCACCACCACCCUGUGGAGGCGUAACGGGAAUGGAGACCCGGUGUGUAAUGCCUGUGGUCUUUACUACAAACUGCACAAUGUCAACAGACCGCUGACCAUGAAGAAAGAAGGCAUCCAGACCCGCAACCGCAAGAUGUCUAGCAAGUCCAAGAGGAACAAGAGAUCGGGGGACGGCUUCGAAGAGCUGUCCAAGUGCAUGCAGGACAAGGCCUCUCCCUUUGGCGCUGCCAGCGGCCUCACCAGCCACAUGACCCACAUGGGUCACUUACCCCCCUUCAGCCACUCGGGACACAUGCUGCCGACUCCCACGCCCAUUCACCCUUCAUUCGGCCACCCCCACCACACUAACCGCUCGCCGGUUUGGGCAGAGCCUCACUGAACUCCUCUUUCCUGUCUGACCCACCGUGUUGCCAUUACCAUUAAAUCCCCCACACCCCAAACCCCUCCAUAAUAAGGCGGAAGCUGAGCAGACUUGUACAGUGGUCGGACUCAGUUGGACUUGAUAACUGCGAGAGAUCGGCGAUGCGUGUCAUUCUUUUUGCUCGUUCUUCCCAAGUCACUUUUGGUACCCGCCUCACCUCAACCCCGUAGCAGGAACCCUAGGGGCUCACCUCGUUCUCCUUAGUUUCUGAGAAAUGCGAACCCAGUCCACCUUUACCCCCUCCCUCAGCCAGAACGACUGUACCAGCUGACACAAGGCAGUAAGACCCAGGUCGCAGUACCCAUGAACCCGUCCUCUCCUCACAUGCUGGAUUGUGCACCAACACCUGUUUUUAAAGACGGCCUUUUACGGAAGGGGGGGAAAAAAAAAAUGACAGUAAAUAGAGUGUUUAUAAAUACUUAAUUGCUAUUAUGGUUGUUAUAUUUGAUGUUAUAAUUAUUGCUACGAUAAUUUAUUUUCACUCUUUAAGCUUUCGGUCAAAGACAUAUGGAGAUUGUUCUGAUUUUUUUUUUGGUUUUUAUUGUUACGACGCAAAAGGAAAACAAGGACUUUAUAGAUGAAAAGUCCCCCGAGCUGUACGUUUUUAUCAUUUUUCCAUCUCACAAAAGUGAAGAAAAUAAAGUUUAUUACUUAAAUGCAA
Messenger RNA from Nerophis lumbriciformis (worm pipefish), 2306 nucleotides. It is a transcript of the gene gata2a, whose product is annotated as GATA binding protein 2a. Lineage: Eukaryota; Metazoa; Chordata; Actinopteri; Syngnathiformes; Syngnathidae. The record is from RefSeq and is a predicted model, not a curated record. Gene Ontology annotation, biological process: negative regulation of transcription by RNA polymerase II; positive regulation of angiogenesis; positive regulation of miRNA transcription. Gene Ontology annotation, molecular function: RNA polymerase II cis-regulatory region sequence-specific DNA binding; zinc ion binding; DNA-binding transcription factor activity, RNA polymerase II-specific. Gene Ontology annotation, cellular component: nucleus.